UUCUGCAUUUAAAGGUUCACGUGGGUCAUUAUUGCCCUCGCAGGCUUUAUUGGCAAUUGGCAGCUGCUUUGGAUCUUGGACAAUCGAGCGAACCCAAAAGGCAAAGAAGCACAGCAUCAACAGAUCCCAUGCAAACAUCGCUCGGCUACGCGGUUUGCUAUCUUUGAACUGCAUAGCACCAUAAUACCAUUGCAUACAGAUCACUGUAUUUGUGCCAUAUCAUUCAGUGAAGUGAGCAAGUAAGCUACUCAACCAUCGUCAAUCAGUAGUAGAUCCAGUCCAGUGUGAAGUGAGAAAGGAAAAACAGUCAGUUGAGUCAUCAUGGUCCGAACGUCCGCCAUCACGCCGGUUGUACCUGUGAUGCCCAAGGGCAUUUUGAAGCAGGAAGGUGCUCCUCCCAAACCAAAGCGCAACAUUGUCUUCAAAGAAGGCUUGAUUGCCGAUGAGCCUCCUCGCUUGAGCACGCCCAUCACGUUCAAUGUGAACUUGGCCAACGAGUUGGAACAGGAGAACUUUCGUCAAGUCUGGCGUGAAGUCUCCAACAAGAAGCUGGACUCGGCCGCGCGAGUCUUGCAGAAAUUUGCUCGCAAAUUCAUGCUGUGUUGGAUCUUGACCAACGAUCGACGUGCGGAGAUUUACGAUGAACUCGACUAUGUCGACGAGAGCUUGCGAUUGGACUUGGAACGGCUGGAAUGGGAAAAGGAAGACAUGUACCAAGAGGCCAAACUGGAGGUCCAAGCCGAACGAGAAGACGGAACCGUGCCUCCCGAAGAAGUCUCGGCAAUUGGGAGACAAUUGAAGGAAAUCAAAGAGAUGCAACGCGAAGUUCGACAGCUCAAAUCGUCCAAUGAACGCAUGAGAAGUGGAAUCAAAUCGCUCAAGAAAACAAACAAACAAUUGGGAUACGAUCUCAAGGAAAAGGCGCCGGCUGUCGAAAUGAGCAAAUACAAAGUGGCUAACUUGGAAUCCAAUCAUCGCAAAUACCAAUACAACCAUGACCAGUACGAACCAAACAUUAAAAAAUGGCAAGACAGUAUUGACAAAAUUGCGAGGCAGCAAUACGAAUGCAAAAAAUCAGGAAUUCUCUACCGAAAUGCCUGCAUCAACAUUCUAUACAAAGUCAGAAAACGAUAUCCCAAGAAACGAGUACUGGAACCCAUUCUGGACGCCAUGGAUGGCGAUUUUGCCAAUUACUAUCCCGUUCCAGGACCGGACGACGAAUACGUAGAACCACCGCCGCCCCCACCACCGCCGCCGCUUCCAUCCGCCCUCGCCAAGAACAAAGUCGCAGCUGCUUCGGCAGAGUUGGCAGAAAAUGUCACAAAGCCCAUUCCGAAUGCGGGUGGUGCGACUGGGAGAAGAGGAGUUCGACGCACCAAGCAACGACGACACAGCGAACGGCAUCGGACUCCACGGAAAAACAAUACCGAUAGUGAACUCCUGAAAAAAGUCAAGGAGGGAAUGCCCGAUACAUCGGAAACAACUGGAAACAAUGAGGAGGAUGAAGAGAAGAAGAAAACCAAACAAAAAGAAGAGAAAAUCAAACAACUAGAGGAUACCGUGGGGGAUGAUUCUGUUCCGGAACAACAAAAUCCUCGAUCCAGAAGGGCCACGCAACCGGCAAUCUUUGCAUCCGCACCGGUACUGACAAGGGCUGAUGAGAGUCUUUUGGUGGACGACAGCAAAAACUCCAAUGAUGACGACGACGAAGAGGAGGAACCAAAAACUUUAGAUGACAGCAGCAGUCGACGAAAGAAGGAAAAGAAAAAGAGCAAGAGCAGCAAGAAAAAGGAUCGGAAAACGGAUGUAUCUGUGAUUUCGGAAGAUUCAGGAGACAACGACACUGACACGGAAGCAGAGACCACGGACAGUCCUGCAUCCACGGACGUUGCAGAGGAUCCGGCAUCGACCGAAAUUGCGGCAAACCCCGCACCCGCGGUACUUGCAGAGGGGUAGAAUUCAAUUCAAUUCAAUGAUUCAUUCAGCAAUCUGCUCAAGACGGCGUUUUGGUAGUGCGGAUUGAAACUCCUUGCCAGCCACAACCAAGCAGCUUUGGUUGGCGCAACCACAAACCAAACAAUUGUACAGGACUCGAAUAAGUGCAUGCAAGAAAGCAUUCGUGAGGUGUGAUACGUUAACAAUCAGCAAAAGCGAUUCGAUUCAAUGGAAGAAGAUUUUUUUGCUCGUGGUUUUUGGUUGGCUAUGUAUGUUUACGUUACGACUUUGAAUACGUAGAUGUGUUUUCUGUUCAUGCUUCAGAGCUUUCGCGUGCUGACCCAAGUUCAAUCUACAUCAUUUUUCAAUUUUAUCUAUUAUGAUUAGUCCGUGGGUGCCUCGGGUGCACGCUACUAUUGGCAGAACGAUUCGAUUCGAUCGAAUUAUUCGGUCCAUAUUAUGCUGAGAGACUAGGAGACAAAGCUUUUAGGUCUCGUACGACUUAGGGCACAACAAGGCUUGUAGCUGGCCAGUGAGCAUUUUAAAAGCACGUUGAUACCGAUCAAGCAGUACUGCUUGCAACGCAAGAAUCCCGUGCGGACUAAGGGGUGCCGGAAUCGCGACUCGACGGGCAGCAUGGGCGGGGUCUUCCUCCGCGUCUCCUUCUUCUUCAUCGUCGUCCACAUCAGCGGUGUGGUCGUAGUAGAAAAUAGGGAACUCACUAUCCUGUAGCUGAGUCGCCGACAGGUUGGCUAGUUGAGGGUUGUGCUUGCAGAUAACAUCAGGUAGUGUCAAGUUCUCUUUUUCCUCGUUCUGUGGCAAAGGACGAAGACGCUUGAUGAACACCCGGAGUGUUCGCAAUUCUUCCUUGACAGCUACCAGUUCUUUCUGAGCCUCUUCCGUUUCUUGUUCGGCCGAAGCUACUUCCGCCUCGGCUUCCUCCUGUGCUUGCUCUGCGUAGUCUCGUUCCCCCUCAGUUUCUUCAAGUUCCUCGGUUGCCUCGUGAAGCCGUUGCUGUAGGUCGUCAACCUUGUCCCUGGUGUCCUUGCGGGAUGCUACAAGCUGGUGGAUCAAAUUUACCAGGACCUGAGGCUUUUGUUGGAGCAGCCGCUCUUCGUCCUUGUCGUCAGUGUUUUCCAAGAAAUAUCUUGAAUUGAUUUCCGACAACGCCGCGAUGCACCGUUUGUGAAGCGACGUGACUUCGUGGGCAUUGCCCACACGUUGUUGAAAUUGAUCUUCCAAUUGGCACAAUUGCAAUGCGACCGAUGGAUGUACAGUGGGCAUUUUACUGGCAUGCGUGAUUGUCUGAAAGUCCGGGUACACGUCCUUUAUGUUGUGUGUCGAUUCCUUGUGAAUUGUCGUCAUUUUGGCGGCUACUAGUCUGGAGAGUCGUUGGGAGUUCCGCUGGCUGCUUACGAUUCCACUGGGGAGUGCCUUGACCAUUUCGACAAACACGGAAAGUUGAAGCUGUUCCAGGAUAGUCGAUUCGGGGUAAACUUUUGAAAUGUUCUUGGCUAGAAACUCGGCGACUAGGUCCAGCACGGCCUUGUCCGAUAAAAUCGAGGCAUGUUCGUGGUACGUCAUGACGUUCUCCAUUGUCAUGUCCUUUUGGCAGUACUUCAUGACAUACCAACGCAAUGCAUGUAUCUCAAAGUAUUCUCCGAGAAAGUGCAGAGCGGUGG
Molecule: messenger RNA, 3617 nt
Organism: Seminavis robusta
Lineage: Eukaryota; Bacillariophyta; Bacillariophyceae; Naviculales; Naviculaceae
Source: the annotation of a GenBank genome assembly